This is a messenger RNA of Fomitiporia mediterranea MF3/22, 1098 nucleotides long. RefSeq lists its product as uncharacterized. The record is from RefSeq and is a predicted model, not a curated record. The coding region runs from base 1 to 1098 and encodes 365 amino acids. The transcript has 4 exons. NCBI's taxonomy places the organism in Eukaryota, Fungi, Basidiomycota, Agaricomycetes, Hymenochaetales, Hymenochaetaceae.
AUGUCUACUAUGCCCCACUCAAUGCCCUCAAAUUCUGGUAUACCCACGAAGGCUGAGACUCUACUUCGUGAAGUAUAUCUCUCAACAAGGGCCGCACAAUCAGUCGAUUCUAUAUCUUCCACAGCCACUGCAGACUCCCUUGAUGGGGCUGGCCGAACACUAGGGAAGCUUUAUACGUAUCUUGGGAGACGGCUUGAGAAUGCUUUAAAUAAAUGCAUGGCUCGAAUUGGUUGUGGACCAGAAGCAUGUAAACGGCGGCUCAUGAAGAAGAGGAGCACAUGUAUGCAUUGCGAUUGGUUCUCUUCGAAUCUGGUGGGGUACAUCCCGUUUCCGAAUUCUGCUGAGGACAGACGCUGUCGAAAGGAAGUACGGAAACUUAUCAAAUACACAAGCUCUAACAUAACGACAAACCAGUAUCAAGCAUAUGAUGCUAUUAUCGAGCUUUCCAUUCACGACACGUAUCUUCGACAACUGCUCGUCACCAUCGGUGCUCCGAAGGCCGUUGCCCUACAGACAAUCCGGUUGCAAGAAGAGCCCGAUAGAGAGCUCGACCAUCUCCUCGCGUCGGCCCAAAGAGCACUUAUUUGCUUACUGGAGGUCGACAUAAACUGUGCAGGACAAAAGACAGGAUUAUUGUACAAGUCGAUUUGGAUCCACUCACGGACUUCGGGGGGCGAAGCCAAGGAAUUACAAUGGCGCGAUUUAUCAGCGUUUCUGGAUACUGUCACAGAUCUUAUACAAUACAGCAUCCAAUCCCCGGCAAGUUCCUUCCUCGCUCUCAGACAUCUCGGUCGAGCACCCCUCUUCUCCGGGUUCGAAUCCCUAUUCGAAAAGGACGAAUACCCUUACGAGCUCAGGGAGAAAUACAACAGCGUUCCCGUUUCCCUGGCGAAUGCGUUCCUUUAUCUACUCGACAACGUUGCUCCCCACUUGACCGACUGGCAGAGCUUCGGCUGGCUUCUUUGGGUAUUUGCACUCUAUUCACGAGGAAUUGAAGAGCGCAUGCAGCUUGCAAGGAAAAUUGCAUACCGAUCAUGGCAGUAUCUGCCUCCACAUGUCAAGAGGAACUUGGCGGAUUUGGGGCCUUGCAAACGAUGA